UUUUGUGUUUUAGUUGCCUCUUUCUCUCUCAUUUUCUUAUUCCCUCCCAUCCUCCUCCCAUCUCACAGUUUCUCAUCACACAGUCAGGAGAAGUGUGGAGGAGAUGGCGGUGGCUGAGACACAGCUGUACGCAAAGGUGUCCAACAAGCACAGGAGCAGAAGCGCCUCUGUACUCCUUGAGUCUCUCCUUGCCAAAGGAUUCCCAGCUCAUAUCGCGCAGAAAGCCUUGGCUGCUACUGGACAAAAGACAGUAGAAGAGGCUGCAAAAUGGUUGCACUCUCACUGCAAUGAUCCCUCUUUGGAAGACCCAAUCCCCCAGGAGUAUGCUCUUUACCUGUGUCCCACUGGCUGCUUGCAUAACUACCUGCUGGAGUUUUGGAAGGAGAGCAAACGCCAGUGUGGGAAAAACAGAGCCCAUGAAUUUUUUCCACACAUCACUCUCUGCGAUUUCUUCACGUGUGAAGACCAGAAAGUGGAAUUAUUGUAUGACACCUUAAAGAGAGUCGGUGAAAGCUUUUCACUACGGUUUCCAUCAGCCAUUUCCUUAUUACUACAUUCAUCUACCAGUUACCUUGGCUUCUUCAUUGAUGACAAACAUGCAAAUAUCCUCAAAGAGUUUGCUCAGGCAUUCUCCUCAGAAGCUUCAGCUGUGGCAGAUUGCCAUGUGAAGCCCUGCCUCAAGCAGCUCCAUCUCACCUUGUCUCACAAGUUUUAUCCUCACCAUCAGAAGACUUUGGAAGAACUGGCCAAAUGCAUUAACCCAGAGGAGACCUGCCAGUGGGUAGCUGCACUCUACUCACGGGAUAUGCGUUUUGUGCAUUACCAGACACUGAGGGCCCUCUUCCAGUACAAGCCCCAGAACAUCGAUGAACUCAUGAUCAAUGCUGGAGACUUCAUCUAUGUUGACCCGACGCAGCAGUCUGACGUGAGCAAAGGCUGGGUGAUUGGGACCUCACAUCGGACAGGCUGCAGGGGUUUUCUUCCUGAAAACUACACUGAGAGGGCCAACGAGUCAGACACGUGGGUUAAGCACAGGGAAUACGUUUUUGUAACAGCUUCAAGACUCUUCACUCAAGCUGAAAAUGAACCUAAUGUAAAGACGAAUAGAGAAGUCCAAAGUCCUAGUACGUCAAGGAGCAUAACCAAGGUACUUUCUCUUCAGAUGUCUCAGAAUGCCACCCUGCGGAGAGGUUUGCUGGUGAUGCGCCAUGGGGAAAGAGUUGAUCAGGUCUUCGGCAAAUCUUGGCUUCAACAGUGCUUAACUGCAGAUGGAAAAUAUUACAGAGCAGAUCUGAACUUCCCUUCCACCCUGCCAAAGCGGAAAGACAGCAUGAAGCAUUUUGAAUAUGAUCCUCCUUUGUCUUGCUGCGGUAUUUUCCAGUCAAGGCUUAUAGGGGAAGCUCUGCUGGACCAGGAGGUGACAGUCAGCUACGUGUACUCAUCACCUGCGCUCCGCUGCAUACAGACAGCUCAACACAUACUGCAGGGGCUUAAAUUAGAUCAAAAAGUCAAAAUCAGGGUGGAACCAGGACUGUUUGAAUGGACCAAGUGGGAAGCAAGCAGAGUAAUUCCUAGCUUCAUGACUGUGACAGAACUGGAAGAAGCAUCUUACAAAAUAGAUACAAGUUACAGGGGUAACUUCCCACUCUCUUCACUGGUGCCAUCGGAAAGUUAUGAAGAGUAUGUAAGCAGAAGCUCUGCAGUUAUAAAACAAAUCAUCACUGCCUGCCCCAGCAAAGGUGUCAUCCUCAUUGUGGGCCAUGGCUCUUCCUUGGCAUCUUUCACUCGACCUCUGAUAGGGCUCCCCACCAGAGACAGCAAAGACUUUGCCCAGGUGGUACGAAAGAUCCCUUCACUGGGCAUGUGUUUCUGUGAAGAGCUGACAGAAGAGAACAAAUGGCAGAUGGUCAGCCCACCAGUGAAGACAUUAACCCAUGGAGCAAAUGCAGCAUUUAACUGGAGAAAUGGUAUUGUGGAAGAUUAGAAUGAAGGCUCUGCCUGUGCUGUUGUCAAAAAGGAGCCAAAGACAGAUUAUGGUUCAGCAGAGUACAGUCAUUCCUCCAGAAGACUUACAGAGAGGGGGAAAUACCCUCCCUGAGUUGUCAAAGCACAGAAAAACACUUCAAGUUUCGUGCCUGAAUUCUGUUUUUAUUUCAGUGGCUGAGAAGAAGGAACCUAGUAACUGGCAUGCAAGUGAGAAAUAACUGGUGAAGAGAGUACCUUUUAACGCUUUCUGAGAGUACCAAUGUUUAAUAAAUAUGGAACCGCCUGAUUAUAAAUUCUACCGCUAAAGGCACUAAAAGUAGACAAUGUUGCAUUUUCCAAGACCAAAAUACAUCCAGUAAGAAUUGGGUUUUUUUAAGGCACUUGGAUUUUUUCAGACAAGCAGAGAAACUGGGACUGAAAAAAGUCAUUUCCUACCUGAAGAGGAGACCGAGACCAGCUCUACCUAAAGCCCCUGGCUUUCCUGUUCCCUCCAUCAGUUCUAUGACAGCAACCACCACACUAUUUAUUUACCUCUCCUACAAAGAGGGCCCGUUUUUUAUCACAACUGCUCCUCAUUCAGUGAUUCUUGAGUGAUCUGCAUUGAAAAAGGGACUAAAUGAUUCUUUUUUGAAGAAAACUGUUUGCUUUAGUGUUGAUGGAGCA
This is a messenger RNA of Neopsephotus bourkii (Bourke's parrot), 2649 nucleotides long. It is a transcript of the gene UBASH3A, whose product is annotated as ubiquitin associated and SH3 domain containing A. The record is from RefSeq and is a predicted model, not a curated record. The transcript has 14 exons. Gene Ontology annotation, cellular component: cytoplasm. Lineage: Eukaryota; Metazoa; Chordata; Aves; Psittaciformes; Psittacidae. Gene Ontology annotation, molecular function: protein binding. Gene Ontology annotation, biological process: negative regulation of T cell receptor signaling pathway. Bases 104 to 1984 code for a protein of 626 amino acids.